Molecule: messenger RNA, 1173 nt
Organism: Trifolium pratense (red clover)
Lineage: Eukaryota; Viridiplantae; Streptophyta; Magnoliopsida; Fabales; Fabaceae
Exons: 1
Coding region: 1-1173 (390 amino acids)
Biological process (GO): SCF-dependent proteasomal ubiquitin-dependent protein catabolic process
Molecular function (GO): protein binding; ubiquitin-protein transferase activity
Source: RefSeq, a predicted model, not a curated record
AUGAAGAAGUCUAUUUGCUAUGAUUCAAAGGCCAAGUCACAUGAUCAUGCCAAGAAGAAUAGGAAGCAAAAUUCAAAUAGUACUAAAAGUUGUAAUGUGAUUUCAAAACUAUUUCUCCUUGAAGACUUGAGAUUUCAUAUCCUUUCUUUUGUUCCUCUUAAUUGUCUAAUUAACUCUGCAAUGUAUGUGUGCAAACAUUGGGCUGCUACUAUUGGCAGCUCCCAUUUUGUUGAAGCGUGUGAACGUCGUGCACGUUCUAAACCUGGUCUUUACGUUGAAAAUCGCACAACACGGAACAAAUCAUAUUUCUUGGAAUUUAAAGAUGAUGUGAAUUGCCAAUUUGAAAGGAUUGAUUUAGGAACACCUCAAAGAAUGGGAGGUGUGAUAAGUACUUGUGAUGGCAUAUUGUUGUUGUUUUCGAGCAUUUUUAAAGAACUUUUCAUCGUGAACCCCGUCCUCAAAUGUUGGCUUAGAAUUCCUUUUUCUACCAUUUUUCAGCACUAUGAUGAAUUUAGCCUUAGAAGUCGAUGUACUAUAACACGUGUUCCUCGCACUGCCAAAUUUAAGCUUUUCCUUUUUGAUGUCAUUGAGGUUUCGAGUGUUUCUUGGUAUGUUUUCUAUGUGCUAAGAAUUGGAAUAGAUAACUCAUGGAAAGAGAUAGCUAGAAAAGAAGUUGGCUCUAACAUUCUUUUGUUGCAACAAAUUUAUAGUGGAGGCAAUGAUCUUUACUGGGCAACAAAUAAAGAAGUGAUUGUGAUGGAUAUUGACAAAGAAAGUAUUACACGAGAAUAUUCAUUUUCCCUUUUGCCUUUGACAUUUUUAAUGAUGGGAAAUCGUAUUUCUUGCAUUGUGUAUAAAGAUGGAACACAUACAACAUAUCAAAUCUACAUUUUGGAUUUUCAUUCAGGAAAAUGGUCUCUUUAUCAUGAGAUGGAACCUUUUAAUCAUGUGAUUACUUCGUUCGGGGUCUUUUGUUUGUGGAUCAACGAUCAAAUUAUCUUUCGAAUAGCUCUACGUUCACAAGAAAAUAUGUCUGGAAACAUUAAAAAAAUACAUUAUGGUUACGAUGUAAAGACCCGAAAGUUGACAAAGAUUGAAGACAUUGAUGUGGGCAAUUUUGACGUAUGGCUUCACACUAAUACUCUUGCUUCAUUGCCAAGUACUCCAACAUAG